AUGGACUUCACAAGGGAAGUCGUCGUCCCGGCGGCGCUGUCGGAGAUCCUCGGCCGGAUCUUCGCCUUCCUCUUCGACAGCCUCCCUCGGCCGUCGCCCGGAGCCAGGGAGCUCCACCGGCGGCGGCUGGAGCGGCUGCUGGGCAACAUCGGCAGCAUGGUCGAGGAGGCCGAGGGCCGCCACAUCACCAACCAGCAGUUGCUCUCCCACCUCAAGGCGCUCACCGUGGGCAUGUACCGCGGCCGCUUCGCGCUCGAGCGUUCCCGCGUCACGAGCUUGAUCUUGGGCGGCGGCGGCGGCGACGAAGGCACGGAGAGGCUAGCCGCCGUCGUGGAGGAGCUGGAAGGCCUGACGCGCGACUACAUGCGCGAGUUCAUCCUGCUGGUGCAGGGGUACCCCCGGAAGGUGGACCGGCCGGUGACGACGACGCUGUACAUGGACCGGUGCGUGUUCGGGCGCCACGUGGAGAAGGAGCGCAUCGUCGACUUCCUACUGCAGCGCCCCCCGCCCGGCCGCGCGCCGUUCCUGAGCGUGCUCGCCGUGGUGGGCGCCAAGAAGGUCGGCAAGACGACGCUCGUGAAGCACGCCUGCGACGACGAGCGCGUGCGCGGCCACUUCUCCCGCAUCGAGUGGUUCGAGACCCCCGACGUCGUGCGCGCCGGCGGGCAACCCGACCAGACCAUCUGGGAGAGCGACGGGCCAGAGUACCUCGCCGGCGUGCGGCGCAUCCUCGGCGAGCCCCGGUUCGCGGCGGAGCGGUCGCUGCUGGUGUUCGAGGACGCGUGGCCCAUCGACGAGCCGGCGUGGACUGCGCUGGCGGCGACCCCGAGCGCGCUCGCCGGCGGGAGCAAGCUCCUCCUCACCUGCCGCGACGCCGACAUCGCCCGGCUGGGCACCGCGGAGCCGGUGGUGCUCCGCACCCUGCAGGAGGAGGAAUACUGGUACUACUUCAAGGCGUUCGCGUUCGGCGGCGCGGACCCGCGGGAGCACCCGCGGAUCGCGGCGGUGGCGCGGGAGAUCUCCGGCCACCUGGAGCGCACGUUCCUGGACGCGCGGGUGCUGGGCACGCUGCUCAGGGCCAAUUUCGACGCCCGGUUCUGGCGGAGGGUGCUCGCCGCCAUCGUGAGGUGCGAGCGCCGCCCGAUGCACGUCGGCGUGCUGCUCGAGCUCCUGCCCGUGCGCGGCAGGCUGCAGUCGUACGGGUACUGCCGGAGCCCGCCCAAGUUCACCGUGCAGGACGUGCUCAGCGCGCGGGAGAGUGGCGGUGGCGGUGGUGGCGACUCGGAGGAAGGCUUCACCAUCCAUCUCUGCAGGGAGACACUGUACAUGGAUCACUGGUACAGCAUCACCUUCAAGAACGAGGGGGCACCGCCGCCAUCGCCGCCGCGGCGCGUUCUGACGACCUAG
Setaria italica (foxtail millet) is the source of this 1407-nucleotide messenger RNA. RefSeq names its product putative disease resistance RPP13-like protein 1. The transcript has 2 exons. NCBI's taxonomy places the organism in Eukaryota, Viridiplantae, Streptophyta, Magnoliopsida, Poales, Poaceae. Gene Ontology annotation, molecular function: ADP binding. Bases 1 to 1407 code for a protein of 468 amino acids. The record is from RefSeq and is a predicted model, not a curated record.